AUGACAUUAGUGAACUUAAUUAUUGCAGAAAACAAAGGAGACCAGUCCAGAGAUGCUGACUCCAGAGGCAGAUAUGUGAAAAAGGAGAACACGAGACCAAGUUCAAGGCCCAAGCUGACCAAGCAUGGCUCAGAUCUGUCCACCACAUCUUCGGCCAGCUAUAUCACCGAGGAAGACCUGGCCAGUGUUCCCAAGAGGCUCCAGGAGUUUGACGAUGAACGGAGGAUCAGUGAGACAGGCAGUGCUAGCUACCUUACUUUGGAAUCAGACCCAGAGCCUCGUCCUCUGUCUCGCAGCCGAGCAAGUUCUCGGUUCAGCUCAGAGCCCCUUUACCAAAUGUACAAUCAAGAUUUUAUUAAGCGUAACACUUUGGACAGGAAAAUGAAAAUGCCAACACAUGCUGAAGAAGACAGUGAUGAAGAGUCCAGUGAUAACGACCUCUACGAUGACACAGAGAUUGGGCCCCUAUCCCACAAUUCAUCAACCUCCGAGGAUGCAUACAGCUACGAUCAGGCGGAGGAUGUAAGGAAAUCUCAGGCUUCUGAAAGCAGUCAACACACGUCGAAGUUGUAUGCAAAGACACCAACAGGAACUAGAACACUUUGGUGCGAGAUGCCUGAGGUUAAAAAUAGUGGGGUCUUGGAGCGAAUGUCUUCUACAGAACGCAAGUUGCAAGAGGCAAUUUUCGAAGUGAUCACAUCAGAGGCAUCUUACCUCAAAAGCCUUGACCUCUUGGUGGAGCAUUUCAUGAACGCAGAAGCCUUCAACGCAGAGCAUUCCAUGAAGUGCGUGCUUGAACGGCGCGACAGACACGUGCUGUUUUCAAACAUCAAGGCUGUGCGAGAUGUCAGUGAGAAAUUUCUCAACGAACUGGAACCAAAAAUGAUAAGCUAUAUGUCCUCGUUUAUGGAGGAUCUGGAAGACACCUGGAAAAAGAGCAUCCAUCUAACAGAUCUGUGUGACGUCAUCACUCAUCACGCUGAGAAAAACUUCCAAGUCUACGUCACUUACUGCAGCAACCAGAUGUACCAGGAUAGGACGCUGAAGAAAUUACAAAAAGAGAACCUUGAAUUUGUGGAAGAGUUGCGGAGGUUGGAAUCGGACCGUGAGUGUCAGGGUUUGAAUAUGAACUCCUUCCUACUCCUUCCUAUGCAGAGAAUCACCAGACUUCCUCUGUUGAUAGACGCCAUACACCACCGCAUGGAGAGUGGGACAAAGGAGCACCAAGCCGCUUUACAUGCACAUGGGGUGCUCCAGAAGCUGGUAAAGGAUUGCAACGAGGGAGCAAGAAAAAUGGAGAGAACGGAAGAAAUGUGCAACAUCAGCAAUCAGCUGCAGUAUGCCAAAGUGAAAAAGAAGCUGGCCCUAAUCUCCACCUCUCGUUACCUGGUAAAACAAGGCGAUCUGGCACGUAUAGUCUGGGAGCAGCCGAGUCGCUUCUCCCUGGGCAAACCCAAGCCUACAAAACAGACCCUGUACUUCUUCCUGUUUAAUGACCUUCUCCUGGUCACCAAGAAAAAAGGAGAUGAGUAUUCAGUUAUAGAUCAUGCUCAGAGGAGUCAAAUCCACCUGGAGGACAUACAGUUAGAUGCCAUGCAAAAGGAUCACCGUCUUCCCUACGGAAUUCCAGUAGGCUGCGACCACUUGUUCAUCCUGGUACUGCUCUCUAAUCACGAAGGCAAGAAUGUGGAGAUGGUCAUUUCUUGCGAGUCUGUGAGUGAGAAGCAGCGUUGGAUGGAUGCCUUGUCGUCGUCACAUGAUGAA
Messenger RNA from Lingula anatina, 1764 nucleotides. RefSeq lists its product as uncharacterized. Gene Ontology annotation, molecular function: guanyl-nucleotide exchange factor activity; protein binding. Lineage: Eukaryota; Metazoa; Brachiopoda; Lingulata; Lingulida; Lingulidae. Gene Ontology annotation, biological process: activation of GTPase activity. The record is from RefSeq and is a predicted model, not a curated record.